UGAGGUUAAUUUUUGUUGGCUUCUUUUUUGAAUUUUUGUUAAUUCAAACUGUUUCUUUUUUCGAGGCACUUCUCAGUUCUUCUAACUCCUAAAUUUUUUUAGUAAACAUGUCCGGUCAGUGGGAAGUUGUGAAAGGGAAAAAUGAACGUCGUAGCAAGGUUCCUGUACCAAAAAUUGCUGUUAAACAGUCUGAAAACAAGUCCAAAAAACCGAACAUUUUGAAUGGAGUUAAAAUCGAAGAAGUUUUAUCAAAAACGCAAGUCCAAAAUCUCUAUUCAGGAAACAAAGAAAACAAACUACAAGAAAAAACCACUAAAGCAAAUGAUGUCAAGAAACCUGAGAAAAAGGCAAACAAAGCUCCUUCGGAACCGCAAAAACCUAAACCACCAAAGUCAAUUGAAGCUGCACUAUUAGCUAUAAAUCCUGAUGAGUUUAGCUUGAUCUAUGAGCGUUCAAAGAUCGCCUUUUCGGAUGCACCUAUUGUUUGGCUAAAAGAACUAACCCAGUUUUUGAACCAAAAAAUACCAUUGGAAAUUCAAGAUCCAGUUUUCUCCUCCAAGCCUUUUGGAUAUCCAUUGAAUGUGGUGCCAUCAAACAUAAAAGUUACCAUAGAAAAAGCAGUAAGAGAAGCAGGAAAAGGCAACGCUCAAUUAUACUUUGAUAUUGCAUUGACUUCAUUAGUAACCGACUUAAGCAAGGGAUUACCAGCUGUAGGAUAUCGUUUUUUCUUGCAAUAUAUUGCCUUAAAUGAGCCAAAGCUAGUUAUUGAAAAUCUUGGAAAACACAUUUCACUUAGGAAUUCAUAUCAAAACCGAGCCAAUGUUGCCUUAUCUGUGUUGUGGGCUGUUGGACAUGUGAGUGUUAAUGAUUUACAGUCAGGAUUAAAAGUUUUUGAAGAUUUAAUGCUGCCAUUGCUAGAUAUGAAGAGUUACUCUAAAUACAUAGUUAAAUAUCUAAUAGAGCUAACAAGUCAAGAACAUGAAUCCCCUUUGACAAGGGACCAAUACCUCUUGAUUUUGGACACGACUUUUUCCAGUAAGAAAAACUUUCCAUCAGAACUUCAAAAGGAUUUGAUAGGAAAUUUGCCAAAAUUGAAAAGCCUAUUGUUUAGUAAUAAGGAGAAAUUUAAUAAUUCGGUGGAACUGUUUCUUAAAAAAAUCGCAGCCACCACAAACAUACAAUAUCAAAAUUGUCUUUGUGAUAUACUUGUGGAAAUAUUUACUAAGGACCAAUCUACUCUAACUUCCUGGAAUAAAGUUUAUUCUAAAAACCUGCUGGCUAGUGCCCUGUUACUUAGAUUUAUAAGUAAAACUGAUAUUAAAUCUAAUCUUAGAAAAUCGUUGAAAGAUUUGAUGCUGAAUUUUUCUACCACUAAUGAAGAAUUAUUAUUGAAAAGACGUAAAGGUGAUGGACUGAGAGAAGCUAUUGCUGCUAUAAAGGCAGCCCAAGAACAAGAACAGGCACCCAGUAAAAACACCGGUGUCUUUCGAAAGCUAUUAUCCAGCUUAAUAUUCGUGCUAUUCAUAGCAAUACUGACAGAACCUUUCUAUAGGUUAAACAAACCGAGGGAUGAUCUGUACUUGUUCCGUUUCGGAAGCAAAAUCGGCCAAGCUGGAAUUUGGUUAGACUCAAAAUUGGACGAAAGCGUUCCAAAACCGUAUUAUACGCAAACCAAGGAAGUAGUUCAGCCCUACGGCGCUUUAGCUGGCGAUUUGUUGAAGGUGGCGAUUAAUGUGCACGAUCACGCCAGAAGUGCAGUUUCGGGUUUUGUUGAUGAAAAAUAUCCUUUGGUCGUUGCAUCGAUUGACAACUAUGCCCCAGGAUUUAUUGACAAUGCACAAGGGCUUUUCAAAGACACAUUUGCCAAAAGCAUAAACUAUUACCACACUAGUGUCAACUAUUUACAAAAGGAGGUGUUUGUAGGUCAACUGUCACCUGAAAACAUUCAACGAGUAGUUGUAGGAGCUUACAACACAACUUCAGAGAAAGCCAUCGAAUACUACCAUUGGGUGUACCAAAAAGUUCAGACUAGCAUCAAAUAACUUGUUGGUUAAUUUUUUAGGUUUUUUCUAAUUUCUUUAUUCUGUUUUCUAUUAUUUCUAUUUAUAAUAUGAAUAUACAGUGUUUUAUUCGGAUUAUUCUUGGAUAUUGUGUGAAAUUAAACUGCAUUUUUUUACUGUAAGAAAAUAAUAAUUUAUUUCCGUUUAUUUUAGGAACGCAUGCAUAUUGUUAUUGAAAGUAAUACAUUAUGUUGUUGAAUUAAACUUUUUUAUUACACUUUGUUUUAGUUUUUGUUGAAAAAUAACUUUUUGGUGUUUUCAA
Ceutorhynchus assimilis (cabbage seed weevil) is the source of this 2322-nucleotide messenger RNA. Lineage: Eukaryota; Metazoa; Arthropoda; Insecta; Coleoptera; Curculionidae. The record is from the annotation of a GenBank genome assembly.